AGUUUUUCCCCAAGCAAGGUAAAUCCCCUAAGAAACAAGAGGUCAUCUUCACAACUCCCACAGGGGAGGAGAUCAACAACAAAAGGAAGUUGGAACAGUACCUGAAGGCACACCCCGGUGGCCCAGCAUCUGCUGAAUUUGAUUGGGGCACCGGUGAGACGCCGAGGAGGUCUGCAAGGAUAAGUGAAAAGGCUAAAGCAACUCCACCAAUGGAAAGUGAGCACCCAAAGAGAAAAAGAACGUCAGUCUCAAGGAAAGAUCUCAAAGAAACGGAAGCUGAACCAGAAGUUUUGGAGGAGAUGAAAGAGGUUAACGACCAAGAUGCUGGAAAAUAUGAGAGCAUAGCAGAUGCUGAGGUAAAAAAUGAUGAUAAGAUGGAAAAUCAAGAUGAGAAGGAAACUGAGGUAAAAGAUGAAAAUCAAGAUGAGGAGAAAACAAAAGAUGAAGCUGCCGUAGCAGAGGCAGCGAAAUCUGACAACCAGUUGAAUGCGGAUAAUAAUGCCGAAGAACAUAAGAUAACCGCUGAAUCAGAUCAAGAAAAAUUGGAAAGAAAUCUCAAUGAGAAGGAACCUGACAGCUCUAAACUAAACCUCAAUGAAAAUCUGGAGGGAGCAAAACAUGAAGAAAAGAUCGAGCAACCACAAAUUGAGGAGAAGAACGAUAGUAAUUUGGGUGAAACUGCCAAACCUGACACUGUUAUAUCUGAUGUAAAGGAAUCUGAACUAGAGGAGAAACAGAAACCCAAUCAACAGGAUAUUGAAUUAGAAGGAGAAAUCGAGGACAAAGCAGCUGCAGCUCUAGAAAACAGUGAGAAACAUACCGAGACAAACCAGACUAAAGAAGUCACUGAGAAUGGCAAUCACAAGAAUGAUGCUGGUGAGGUAAAGCCUUGAAAACGAUAUCACGUUUUCAGCUUUGGCCUCUUCAUACGUCUUUCCAAAAGAUUCAGAUUGCCGGGUAGCUCUGUAAUUCUGAUGUGGUUAAUUGUAGUAAUCUAAUUAUUGACAGAAACAUCCAUCCAUACGAUCAUAGAUUAGGUUAUUAUGUUCCAUCGCUUGUUGUUCACUUGUACUGAAUAAAAGUUGUAGCUCAUAAUGAUCUCUGUACGAAUUAAGUGUAACAUGCUUGUACUAUGAUACUGUAAUGUAAACCUGUGUAAGGUAGAGAUUUAUCCAUACCGCUGAUUUUGUUGGAA
Messenger RNA from Momordica charantia (bitter melon), 1195 nucleotides. NCBI's taxonomy places the organism in Eukaryota, Viridiplantae, Streptophyta, Magnoliopsida, Cucurbitales, Cucurbitaceae. The record is from RefSeq and is a predicted model, not a curated record.